GUUUUGGGCUCCAUCAACCCAGCUUUGUACAAAUAUCCAGAUGAUAAUGAAGAAACGGACUUCCCAGAAGGAAAUAUUGGGCGCAUUUGGUUUGCUGUAGAGUAUGAACAUGAGACAGAAAGACUGGUGGUUUCUCUUAUUAAAGUAAGAAACCUUCACUUCAAUCCAGACUCCUGCAACCCUUUUGUGAAGAUGCAUCUCCUGCCUGAUGAAAGGCGCUCUCUUCAGUCAAAAACAAAACGUAAAACUUUGAAUCCCCAGUUUGAUGAAAACUUUGUCUUUCAGGUUUCCGGUAAAACAUUACAUCAGAGGAUACUAAGAUUUUCUGUCUACCAUGUGGAUAAAAUAAAGAAGCACCAUCUUUUAGGACAGGUUCUCUUCCCCCUGAAAAAUGAGAAUUUAACAGAUGAUGGCAAGCUGGUCAUUUGGCGGGAUCUCGAACAAGAGAGUUCAGAGCCACCAUCAGAAUAUGGAGACAUACAGUUCUCUCUAAGCUACAAUGACUACCUUGGACGUUUGACGGUAGUGGUACUUCGAGCAAAGGGAAUACAAUUCCAAGAAGAUCGUGGUGUUGUCAGCUCAGCAUUUGUUAAAGUGUCACUCAUGAAUCACAACAGGUUUAUUAAGAGUAAGAAGACAGCUGUUGUACUUGGGACUCCGAAUCCUGUGUAUAAUGAAACGUUCAGCUUUAAGCUGGAACAAAGUGAAUUGGACACAGCAAGCUUGAGUUUUUCCAUCUUGCAGAAUGCUGAAGGCAAUAAGACUGCGUUGCUUGGCCGUGUUGUCGUUGGACCAUACAUGUACACCAGAGGUCGAGAGCUGGAGCACUGGAAUGAAAUGCUUAAUAAACCCAAAGAACUUGUGAAAAGAUGGCAUGCUCUGAGCAUCAGUACCUGA
Staurois parvus is the source of this 897-nucleotide messenger RNA. The record is from the annotation of a GenBank genome assembly. Lineage: Eukaryota; Metazoa; Chordata; Amphibia; Anura; Ranidae.